AUGGAGGCUGCACAGAAGCAAAAGAGAAGAGGAAACCGCUACUGCGGAGUGGUUACACUGGACGUAAAAAAUGCCUUCAACAGUGCUAGCUGGGCUGCAAUCGGCGAUUCGCUGCACAGACUGAAAGUUCUUGAGUACCUCUGUAGGAUCCUGAGGAGCUACUUCCAGAAUCGGCAACUGAUCUACGAAACUGACGCCGCAAAAAGAAGUUGUACAACGGUCAGAGAUUGUAUCAUCGACUCAAAGCGGGAAGCUAAACAACUGGGAGUGAUGAUAGACGACCGGCUAAGCUUUAAUAGCCACAUCGACCAUGCAUGCGGGAAGACCGUAAAAGUGAUUUCGGCACUAUCUCGGAUCAUACCCAACAAUUCGGCGAUCAGCAGCAAUAAAAAGCGACUACUGGCGAGUGUUUCCACAUCGGUGCUCAGACAUGCAGGGCCUGCUCGGGUGACGGCACUGCAGACGAAGAGGAACACAUCUUGGCUGAACAGCACGUUUAGGCUGAUGGUCAUGCGGGUGUCUAGCGCGUAUAGAACUAUCUCGUCAGAGGCAGUCUACGUGAUAGGUGGAACGAUUCCCAUAAACCUCCUACUCGAAGAAGAUAGCGAGUGUUAUAGGGAUCGAGGCACGAGAGGAGUCCGUAAACGAGUCCGAGCUGACACCUUAAUCAAGUGGUAG
This is a messenger RNA of Topomyia yanbarensis, 678 nucleotides long. RefSeq lists its product as uncharacterized. Bases 1 to 678 code for a protein of 225 amino acids. The transcript is spliced from 2 exons. The record is from RefSeq and is a predicted model, not a curated record. Lineage: Eukaryota; Metazoa; Arthropoda; Insecta; Diptera; Culicidae.